Molecule: messenger RNA, 3157 nt
Organism: Fukomys damarensis (Damara mole-rat)
Lineage: Eukaryota; Metazoa; Chordata; Mammalia; Rodentia; Bathyergidae
Gene: Adap1
Product: ArfGAP with dual PH domains 1
Exons: 10
Coding region: 163-1071 (302 amino acids)
Biological process (GO): positive regulation of GTPase activity
Cellular component (GO): intracellular membrane-bounded organelle; plasma membrane
Molecular function (GO): GTPase activator activity; phosphatidylinositol bisphosphate binding
Source: RefSeq, a predicted model, not a curated record
CUCCUGACCUCUGGCCUUUCCCUUCCAGACCCCGACUGGGCAUCCUACACCCUGGGGGUGUUCAUCUGCCUGAGCUGCUCUGGAAUCCACCGGAGUGUCCCCCAGGUCAGCAAGGUGAAGUCGGUCCGCCUGGACGCCUGGGAUGAGGCCCAAGUGGAGUUCAUGGCCUCCCAUGGGAACGAAGCUGCCAGGGCCACAUUUGAGUCCAAAGUGCCGUCUUUCUACUACCGGCCCACAUCUUCCGACUGCCAGCUCCUGCGGGAGCAAUGGGUCCGUGCCAAGUACGAGCGGCAGGAGUUCAUCCUCCUUGAGAAGCAGGAGCCCUACUCUGCAGGGUACCGCGAAGGCCUUCUCUGGAAGCGAGGCCGGGACAACGGGCAGUUUUUAAGCCGAAAGUUUGUGCUGACGGAGCGAGAAGGGGCCCUGAAGUAUUUCAACAAAAAUGACGCCAAGGAGCCCAAGGCCAUCAUGAAGAUCGAACACCUGAAUGCAACCUUCCAACCAGUUAAGAUCGGCCACCCCCAUGGCCUGCAGGUCACCUACCUGAAGGACAAUAGCACCCGCAAUAUCUUUGUCUACCACGAGGAUGGGAAGGAGAUGGUGGACUGGUUCAACGCGCUCCGGGCUGCCCGCUUCCACUACCUGCAGGUGGCCUUCCCGGGGGCCAGUGACGUGGAUCUGGUGCCGAAGCUGUCCCGAAACUACCUAAAGGAAGGCUACAUGGAGAAGACAGGGCCCAAGCAAACAGAAGGCUUCCGGAAGCGCUGGUUCACCAUGGAUGACCGGAGGCUCAUGUACUUCAAGGACCCCCUGGAUGCCUUCGCCCGAGGGGAGGUCUUCAUUGGCAGCAAGGAGAGCGGCUACACGGUGCUGGAGGGGCUCCCGCCAUCCACCCAGGGCUACCACUGGCCACACGGCAUCACUAUUGUCACGCCGGACCGCAAGUUCCUAUUCACCUGUGAGACGGAGGCAGACCGGAGGGAGUGGGUAGAGGCCUUCCAGAAGGUGGUGGACAGGCCCAUGCUGCCCCAGGAGUAUGCAGUGGAAGCCCACUUCAAGCAUAAGCCCUAGCAAGAGACGUCCGAGGACCCUAGACUCACAUGACUGGCUGGCAAGGAGGUGGCCAGCAGCCCCAGCCAGCCCUGCUGUUGUAGCAGCACAGCGUGGCCAGGUAGGGCCUGAGCUUCAGCCACUAGGACAUGAGUCUGGAACCUCAUCGAAGGCGACCCCGGCCCCGUCAACACUGCUGCUGACAGAGCCUGGCCGACCCACACACCUGAGCCCCCAGCCCCCAGCCAGAGCGGCCCCACUAACUCUGUGUUCCCAGCCCAGCCAGAGGUUAUGUCAGGUCUUGGAAUGGGACCUCAGCUGGGCUGCUGGGGACUAGGGUCUGCCGCAUGCGUCCUUUCCCCUUCCCACCUCAACAAGUAUUUAAUUGAGCACCUGCUAUGUGUUGGUCACGGGUCCUCCAGGGAAUGUGUGCACACAGGCCCUGCCCGCUGGAGUCCCAGCACUCUGGGUGCCUGGCCUUGGCCGGGAGGGCCCGUGCUUAGGCACCGAGUGCCCAGCUCAGUGCUUGGCCUGGUCAGUGACCCAUGCCCACCAGCCCUGGCCUUGUGGUUUUUGAUCCCCUGGGCGGGGUGCCCCAGUUGGGCCCUGCUUGCUGCUGGCAGGCCAGUAGUUAAAGCCACCCUGUAUUUAUUUCUCACCUGAUCUUUUCCAUGCUGCAUCCUGGUCACCCAGGAUAGUCAGGGUGGAGCAUGCAGUGGGGAUGCACCUACCCAGGGGAGCUGCGGGAAGUCUCCUGAGCUAGUGUUCUGCGCCCACGUCGCGUCCUGGAAUAAAGUGUGGCUCUGGCAUGGUCCCUUCUGUGUGUAGGUGGGGAGGGGCCAAGCUGGCAGCUUCCACUUGGGUAGAGCAGGACAGACUGCCAUGGUAGGCCUAAGAUGGAGCCUGACCCCUGCUGGACCCCAGGGCCUCCAAUGUCCAUGUUCCCUGGGCCUGAGCUGGGGGCACCUGACCAUCAUACAGGAACACUCCCAGGGCCACAGUGGCCACACUGGCCCUAGCUAUUUCAAGGGCUGUGGCAGGGCCCUGGGGUGCCCCUUUCCUGGCAGGCCCUCCAAAGCCUUCAGCCCUGGGGUCUCUGGCAAGGUCUGCAGCUCCGAUGGGGUGCAAGGGUAGGGGGCACAGCUGGCCCUGCAGCUGUUUCUCAGAGGAAACGUCUGGGGAGGUAGAAGCCAUCCAACCCCCAUCUGGGGUCCCCCAUGUGGCUGUUCUAAAGAUGACACUGGCAGUCCCCUUACCCCCACCUCCUCAAUGACUGGGGUUCACCUGGGGCAGUGCUCACCAAAAUGACUGGCUGCAGCUUCUGCAGAUGCUGGCCGGGUUCUCCAAUGCAGAGUCCUGGGUCAGAAACCAGACCCAAGCCCUGUGUCUGCACCACCACAGGGCCAGCCCAGACACCUCCACUGUGGACGUGCGGUGUGCAGGCAGUGUUUGUGCACGUGUUCACCUGUGCGUACACACACAUUGCCUUGUGCAUGGCUAUGUGCACAGGAACCUAUGUGUUCUACCGAGGACACUGGCAACAUUUUUAAAAGAAAGCACGGCACAUGUCUGUAACUGCUGGAGAGAUGAACUGUUCAGCGGCUGCUGGAAACCACAGCCCCCGGAAAGGCGUCACUGGGUUCUGGGCACAGGCCCUCAGCAGGCGAUGCAGCACUGCUGUCUGGACCAGGGCCUAGGUGUGGUGCUGUCUCCCUGCCACCCGGUCGCAAGCACACCGAUGCCACAAUAAACUUGGCGCUUUACUUGGAUGCCUCCUGAGGUUUGUGGGAGGAGAGAGGUCACCUGUAGAAAGGUGGUAUGGACAGGCGUGCUUCCACAAACGGAAUUUGAAUUCUGCUUACAUUGGUCCCCAGUACAUCACCUGUGGGAUGUAGCUUAUGGGUUCAAAACCAGCAUCUUAGCAGAAUGGGGUGCUCCAGCCCGGGCCUGGGGACCCCGCCUGGCUCCUUCCAUGGCUGUUCCCCCACUGUCCCAGUCCCCUCAGGGCUGCCCUGACACUGUCCCCAGGGAAGUCUGGUGUGGCCUGCACCCCACAGGCCUGCUCUCUGGGGCUGUGACACACAUCACCUGGCGGGUUUGAUUUCAA